This is a messenger RNA of Thermothelomyces thermophilus ATCC 42464, 1995 nucleotides long. RefSeq lists its product as uncharacterized. The transcript has a single exon. The record is from RefSeq and is a predicted model, not a curated record. Lineage: Eukaryota; Fungi; Ascomycota; Sordariomycetes; Sordariales; Chaetomiaceae. The coding region runs from base 199 to 1674 and encodes 491 amino acids.
CACGGCAGCUCUGCCAACUUACUGGGUACUCAGUAUGCUUGCAAAACCACUGGAUUGAAACCAACUCGAAUGCUUGGGUUGGGCAUGCGCGCCCUUCACAUGCCUAAACCUGCCUUCUUGAGGUGACGGCAAUCCCCGCCGCCUGCCGGGCUGUGACCUGUCUCAAGUCUUCUGGGAGGUCUUUGUGGAUUUGCGACAAUGGCUUUGCCCUCGGCGGCGCUUCCGAGUCCGAGCUUGACCUUCACCAUCCCAAGUCUCCACGACGGACUCCCGCUCGAUUGUCGAAUCUAUCACCCAGCCUCAUUGGGCGCUGUUCCCGACGGAACUCCGUGGCGGAAACACGCUGCCAUAUUUGCACAUCCAUAUGCGCCCUUGGGCGGCUGCUAUGACGAUCCAGUUGUUGACAUGGUGGCCGGGACCCUGCUGCAGUUGGGUUUCCUCGUCGGCACCUUCAAUUUCAGGUGCGGACUGUCCUUCAUUCUCCAAGGUUUGCCGUUACAGCGUGAAAUAGUGCUCACUGAUACCCGCAUUAUUAGGGGUGCCCAUGGUUCUGCGGGCAGGACCUCGUGGACGGCCAAAGCCGAGCGGGCUGACUACAUGUCGGUCGUCGGGUUUGUAUGCCACUACGUCCACUUUCUCGAUCCGUUUAACGCGAGCGCGUCAAGUAGAGUCGAAGGUACCUAUGAGGAUGAGGAUGGUACAGAUCUGAGGGCGGAUGGGGGUGAAGCGUGCCCAAUCCGCAUACGGCCGGCCACACCAACAUCGUCAGAGCCGACGACCCGAGAUAUUGUGCCGAUCCUUCUGCUGGGCGGUUACUCAUACGGCUCCAUGAUUGCUUCCCAGCUUCCCUCGCUUGAGACAAUACUCGGGUUGUUCCAUGCCCCGGGGUGCGGGACUCCUGCUGCCGAGAUCCGACUGCGCGCGCAAUAUCUCGCGGGGAAGCAGAAUGUCGUGCUAGCGAGUGCAAGGGAAGCCGCUGCCGUUGCUUCUCGGCCAAAGUCUCCUCGCAUACAUGUCGGCUUGAGGGUUGGUGGCGACGAGGAACGCCGCGUGAGCCACGAGUCGCGCCGCUCUCGGUCGACAGAGUUUGAGGAAGCAAUCCGACAUGGAGUCGCGGAACUCGUGGCGCGGACUAAGAAGGGUCACAGGCUGUCGCUUAACGAGAGGGGCCAGGCGCCGACGGCCUCGGUUGGAGGUGGUAACGCUGUCGCCGAUCACUUACUUCCGAUUGCUGAUCGAACCUCCUUCGUUCCGGCAUACCUGCUCGUCUCGCCUCUGCAAGGGUUCGUCACGAAUCUGGCCACCAUGUCUCUGCCGCCGUUAUUCAGCUUGUCCGGAAGGGCAUGGUCUCGAUUUGCUACAGGUGGCGGCAAAGAACCCGUCUCAUCCGGACCCUCGGGACCGGACACCCUUCCUCGAGCCGUCCUAGGGGAAGCUGAAGAUAAGUUGGUGAAGAACGCCACUUUAGCCAUUUACGGUGACCGUGACGGCUUCGUGCCUGUCCGAAAGCUCCGAAACUGGGCAUCUCGCCUACAAGCCAUCCAGCACUCCAAAUUUCGUGCUCACGAGGUCUCGAGUGCGGAUCACUUUUGGGCGCAGCGCAAUGUCGUGUCCACGCUCCGGGAAGCCGUUAGAGCAUUUGCGAUAUCUCUAAUACAAGGAACCGCGGGCUGACGAGGGCGUCUAUUCCGGUAUGACGUUUCGUGCUAGGCGUGUACCGGCGUGCCUGGAACUUCCUUCAAGGCCCAGACCACAAGUCCCGCAGCACCUGCAUCAUUUUUGUUCUAUCGCUCAUAGGGAGGUAGGACGGGGUACCAGUAAGAAGGCACAUGAGUAAGGGACCUUAAGCUGGACAGUAAGUAGUUGUAACCCACUUCAAAGCUUUCGACCCGGUACAUGAGAGAGCGCUUCUUUCUCACCUGCGUUAAUACCGCAUGGUAUGUUUGACCUCACACUUGACACCCGCCGGUUAGCAGCCAGAAAACUAGCUAUCUG